AAGUACCUCGCGCCCUAUUUCUAAGUCAUCCGGGCUUUAUCACUUCGCAUACUAUCGCAUGCUAUCCAGUCCAAUUUUAAGAGUCUUGAAAGCAGAACAAUUCAGAAAGCAACGACAUGCAGUCAAGGUUAUUGGACACGACAGCUAGGACUUCAAUUCGUAUGUUGUCUGCAGUCUAUCGUCGUAAUCUCCAGCGACGAUUUUGCGCUGCCUCUAGCGGUCAGACCGCCGACCCAGCCAUUCAUUCCGGUGAACGAGAAGCCGGCCCUGCGGUUCACAAAGGAGAACCCCAAGGGAUUAAGAGCUCAAGAAAUACCAAAUUUGCGGAAACAGAGCACAAACCCAAAGAAGACGAGUUUCUCGAAACUCCCAAAUCUCCGUAUGAAUCUUCGGCAAAACUGAAGAGUAACGGGGUGAACCAGCGAUUGGAUCCAACGUUUCAGCGAAAGCGGAAGCAGGGAUCCAAAGCCUCUGAAGACGCGAGCUGUGCGGGUCUCGAUGGAAGCCCCUGGCCGAAGGACAGUGGAAAGGAUGAGAGGAACAGGGCGGAAAAGCUGGAGGAUGAAAGAGAAUACUAUAAACAUCACAAAGCGUCACCCUUGUCGGAAUUAGAGUUCGCAGAUUCCCGGAAGCCGUUUGCGCGGGCGACGGAUGGGACCGCCAACUCUGGAGCAGGUAGGGAUGUGAUUGGUUGGCUGCCGGAGCAGCUGGACACGGCGGAGGAGGCGCUCAGGAGGGCUACAGAGAUAUGGAGACAGAAUGCUAUGCGUGGUGACCCCGAUGCACCCCAUUCAAGGGUUCUUAGGACUCUUCGGGGCGAAGACUUUUGA
Molecule: messenger RNA, 830 nt
Organism: Neltuma alba
Lineage: Eukaryota; Viridiplantae; Streptophyta; Magnoliopsida; Fabales; Fabaceae
Exons: 2
Coding region: 117-830 (237 amino acids)
Source: RefSeq, a predicted model, not a curated record